Messenger RNA from Funneliformis mosseae, 582 nucleotides. NCBI's taxonomy places the organism in Eukaryota, Fungi, Glomeromycota, Glomeromycetes, Glomerales, Glomeraceae. The record is from the annotation of a GenBank genome assembly.
AUGUACCCAUCACAAACCGUCAAAGAAUUCUUUGCUAGAGAUACAAAAAUUCCGAUUAAAUUCAAUCAAAAUGUUCAAGGACUUGGAAGUUUAAUCGGAACAGAUAAAACUAAAGAAAUUUUGAAAGAUCAAAUUGUUGAAUUUCCUUUCUACAUCGCAAAAGAACUUGUCGAAAGAGAAAUUUCAACGUUGCAACUACCAAAGAUGUUUGCAAAUGAUGUAAUGAAUGCAUUAAAAGUUACUCCCAUUAAUAUGAAUUUAAGAAACUAUUGUCCUCAAUUUUACACUUUUGCUUCUGAUUACAUUUUACUGUGGCAAGUAGUUAUAAAUCGGGAAUAUCAACUUUAUGGUGAUGAAAGACAAUAUCAAUUGGAUUUAACCAAAAUAAACGAAUUCUCGGAUAUUCUCAAAAGGAGUAAAAUCGAUCGAGCUGUGGAAAUAUUGAAUAGAGCAAAACGUUUUUUUGAGGACCAUAACGAUUUCUUGGAAAAAUUGGAUGACGAGGAAAGAAAAAUGUUUGAGGAGCAGAGGCAAGUAUGUGAAGAAACUUAUGUUGAUUACACAAAGAUUUGUACAUUAUAA